Messenger RNA from Hippoglossus stenolepis (Pacific halibut), 1901 nucleotides. RefSeq names its product CDC42 small effector 1 (gene cdc42se1). The coding region runs from base 388 to 711 and encodes 107 amino acids. The record is from RefSeq and is a predicted model, not a curated record. NCBI's taxonomy places the organism in Eukaryota, Metazoa, Chordata, Actinopteri, Pleuronectiformes, Pleuronectidae. Gene Ontology annotation, biological process: regulation of Rho protein signal transduction. Gene Ontology annotation, cellular component: plasma membrane. The transcript is spliced from 4 exons. Gene Ontology annotation, molecular function: small GTPase binding.
AGAGAGAGAGAGAGAGAGAGAGACACUGACAGAGAACUGGAGCUGUGAAUGAUCUCAGUGACCGUUUUUCACUUUUCAUUUUUUCAGUCUGAGUCGUUGUGUUGGUCUGUUCGUCUCUGAUCAAACCUGAGGCUCUUUCUGGAUUUUAAACGUUAAUUCUGGAUUUAUUGUUUUUCAUCUGCCUGUAACAAAAAACAUCACUGGAUCGAACAGUUUCUAGAUUCUUUUCUCCAGGAUCUAGUCAGUACAGUUUUUGUUCCUGUCAGAACUUGUGGAAUCUUUUUUAGAAUUGUUUUACCUUCCUGGAGUCCAGUGUUUGGUCGGAGUCUGUUACUUUCAGGGUUUUGUUUCUCUGAGUGUCAGCGUCGGUGCAGCUCGUUCGACUGAAUGCCCCAGGAUUACCGUCAGGCUGCAGCUCUUCAUCCGGCCUGCAGAGCGGCAGCAGAGAGCAGCAGCUGGCAGCUGGAGAGGCGGAGCAUCAGCAUGAGCGACUUCUGGCAUAAGAUGGGCUGCUGUGUGGUGGCUAAACCAACACCUAAGAAGAAGAGGAGGAAGAUUGAUCGCACGAUGAUCGGAGAGCCGACAAACUUCAUCCACCUCACACACAUCGGCUCUGGAGAGAUGGCAGAGGGUCUGCAGCCGUCAGGGUCGGUUCAGGAGCAGAUGAGGUCCAAAGGCCGGAACAUGAACGGCAGGGACAGCCUGUUAUAGCUGGUGAACACACACACACACACACACACACACACACACACACACACACACAUUGUUGUGUUGAGUGUGUGUGUGUCUAGUUUUUCAGGAGUGUGUGAAAUCGACUUCUCUCUCCGUCCUGUGUCCUUGAGCAAAGCACUUGACUGCCAGCUGCAGGGGGCGCUGUCAGAGAGAGAGAUUGAAACCUUCCAAGAUGAGGGGGUCCUUCAUCGUCCACACCUCAGGUCCAGGAAACCAGGACUACAUUGCCCAGAAUCCCUCUCUGCUAAAUAACAGACCCUCUGUAGUUUCCCUAAGAACAGAAAUACAUUUCCCAGCAUUCAUAGAGCUUUUGUCAACACUCAGUGAAGAUGGUCAUGUACUUUCUCUGGAGUUUUCUCAACCGACUUAAUGUCCCAGGAUGCUUCACUCCUCAGCUGACUUGUUCAGGAUUGUGACAUCACUGAACUUCAUCUCCCAGAAUCCCUCUCUGCUCAGCCCCCCUGCUGCUGCUGGAUGAUUUAGGAGGUGGGGAAGUCCUGAAAGUCUGCUGUACUGGAGCAGUUCUAUAUUUUUUUAGUAUUUUGGAGACUUUUUAAACGUUCUUCUGUUUUCAGUGAUUUGCUUUUUUCCUGAUGAAACAUCUGAAGAAGUGAGAUCACGUUCAGGUCGAUCAGUUCAAAGUGUCUUCACGACUUCUGUGAACUCAAAGAAACUUUUACGUGUGAAUAACAAGUUUAAUAUCUGGAAUGUUCUUCGGAUUUUAAAGACAUUUUAUUUAUUGUGUAAAUGUUCAGUUGUGUUUUCUAACGUUUCGACUCUGAUCACAAUGGUUCAGUGUUUCAAAUUAAAUAACCAAAUCAAGUUCAUUUAUUUCAUAUGUAAACACGACCGGUUUGUAAAAACUGUCAGGGGGGGGUGGGGGUGGGGGUUUCUGUGCUACCCUGGGUGGUUGCCAUGGAAACUGCUGAGUCAUGGUGUACCCCCUCACCGUGCAACCGGCACCUUCCUCUCUGAAGAGGCUAAACUGUGUUGCGUUCAUCGACUCUGUUAUGAGUUGAUUUUGUUGUUGUUGAUUUGAUUGACCUGUUUGUGUUGUUGUUCAGUCAGAAAGUUGUGUUGAUAUUUUUGUAUGAACAAAUCUUUUAUCGAUCAAAAGUUUUUCUGUGAGUGUUUGUGGUCGUUGAAACAAAUAAACAUUUUCAUCUUUA